AUUUAUUUUGACGCGACACCGCAUUAGCUUUGGCUGUGUGAAGCCACUUAGCUGUCGCUUCUUUAGCUUAUUAUUUGAUGAGUAUUUGGCGAUAAGACUCCGUGGUUCAUCGAUGCCACUGAAGGAUCAGUCAAACUCGACGGUCGCCAUGAAACCAGCAGUGGACGAGAUGUUUCCCGAGGGCGCGGGGCCGUACGUGGAUCUGGAUGAGGCUGGGGGAAGCACAGGACUGCUGAUGGAUCUGGCUGCCAAUGAAAAGGCAGUUCACUCAGACUUCUUCAAUGAUUUUGAGGAUCUGUUUGAUGAUGAUGACAUCCAGUGACAUAGACUCCCCAGUUGAUGGAUGAUAUUCUCACCACUCCACAUCUUUUUUUUUUUUCGGGUGGAAAGCAAACCAACCAUUUACUGUCUAAUUGCAUACAAUUUCCUUUCAUAGUUGUUCUAGUUUCAGGCUUUUUUAAAAACAAUCCUUAAAAAGUUGUCACCAGCUCCAGAUGUUGUGAAAUUCUCAAGAUCCUUAGGAUUCCUUCAUAUAUGGUAUGUUUAAAUUAUGAGCUUGUAUCGUGCUCAUGUCUUGGACUGCUUCUAAACUGGAUUGCAGGUUUGAGUGCGCUGGAGAACACCUGUUAGGAGCGUAAUUAUACAUGUGAUGGGCAGAAGCUCCAUAUGCUGUCGCUCUUUAACAUGCUGCAGAUGGCAUAUGAUGAAUGAUGGUCUGCUAAAAUUACUUUAAUUAUUUUUAGUGUCCGAUAGUCACAUACGUUCUGUGUUUGGUUUUAUAUCUGCAGUGAGUCCUGUUGUGUCAUGAAUUUGCACAUGUGUACAGCAGUCUGUGCAUCUACACUUGUAUU
This is a messenger RNA of Anoplopoma fimbria (sablefish), 851 nucleotides long. RefSeq names its product COP9 signalosome complex subunit 9. Lineage: Eukaryota; Metazoa; Chordata; Actinopteri; Perciformes; Anoplopomatidae. The coding region runs from base 113 to 322 and encodes 69 amino acids. The record is from RefSeq and is a predicted model, not a curated record. The transcript is spliced from 3 exons. Gene Ontology annotation, biological process: negative regulation of protein neddylation.